Molecule: messenger RNA, 915 nt
Organism: Emiliania huxleyi CCMP1516
Lineage: Eukaryota; Haptophyta; Isochrysidales; Noelaerhabdaceae
Product: putative death-specific protein with Ca binding EF hand domain
Exons: 2
Coding region: 1-465 (154 amino acids)
Biological process (GO): response to high light intensity; photosynthetic electron transport in photosystem I
Molecular function (GO): calcium ion binding
Source: RefSeq, a predicted model, not a curated record
AUGGACCUGGGCGUCCAGAGCCACAAGCAGUACGACGCCGAGGAGCAGAAGAAGGCGCGGCGGCCUGCCCCGACGGGUCUGUUUGCGCCACUGGUCGUUGGUGCGAAGCGCGUGAUGGGCGAGAAGGAGCUGAAUGCGCUGCGAGCCGACGUGAUUGUCAAGCACAGCAAGGUGAUCGGCGCCUUUGUCGAUACCUCCGAGAGCCGGUUUGGCCAGCUCGUGCUCCGGCAGAUGUUUGAGGCGGCGGACAAGGACGGCAACGGCACGCUCGACCGGCGGGAGGUCCGCGACGCGCUGCACGCGCUCGGUUUCACCUUCAUCGAGGACAAGCAGCUCGACAAGAUCUUUUCGCGCGCCGACGAGAACGACGACCUCGUGAUCGACUUUGAGGAGUUCAUCAAAGAGACUCCAAAGACCCUACGAACCUCGCUCACCAACGGCCAUGACUUGGGGUUUCUCGCUUAGCCGCCUCCGCUUGGACACGGUGCUUGCGAAUUCUGCAGUCAUUCGUCUGCCACAUGCUGUGUCUCUGCGUGUAUGGGAGGAGGAGUUCUGUGCGCUGGCGCGUGUAGAGGCGCCCCGCAGGACUGGACAUGAGCCGCCGGGAGCGCGGGAGCAGCCGCGCACGGCGGCGUGCGCGGCGCCGCGCGUUACGAGCGGUCCGUGUGUGGCCGUGCCGCAUGGGCAUGCGCCUGGGCGUGGUGCACAAUUUUUACCCGGAGGGCACGCGCUGGCCGCUGCGGCGGGAGGCGGCGCGUCUCUCGUCCGAUCGUCGCUUGCCUAUCGUGCCAUGACCCCCAUGUCAUGACUCAUGUGUGUAUACGAGGUGUGUGCCCAUGUGCCAUGACGCUGUCAUUAGUUUACCCUCCGGGUGUACACCGGUUCUAGCUUCGAAAGAAAUAGGCUUGUUAUUGU